CAUGGCGCAUCAUUCGUCUCCUCUCUACAGUACUAAAUCAAUGCAAUAGAGGCUCCACCGUGUACAGUACCGUCUUACUGCAUGUGAGACUUUCUGAAAUUGCGUUUCAGCACAUAGAGGAUGUUGCCACAAAGUAGCCAUAUUGAAUGAAUUGAGACGUUCCGCUGUCAACCAUCGCCGUCAACCCAACUAGGUCCGGAUGAAGACAGCUCCUCGUAAAUUCUACUCCCCACACUUUUCUUCUUCACGAUGGCCGCCACGGACAUAGACAUUUUCGCUAAUGAAGAGGGGCGUAGCCUGGAGCUGGGUGGCCAUGUUGGGUUUGACAGUCUUCCAGACCAGCUGGUCAGUAAAUCAGUCACACAGGGAUUCUGCUUCAACAUCCUGUGUGUCGGUGAGACAGGGAUAGGGAAGUCGACGUUGAUGAACACCCUGUUCAACACCCUGUUUGAGGCCGAGGAGGCCAGCCACUACCAGAACGGUGUGUGCCUGCGACCCAGGACCUACGACCUGAAGGAGAGCAACGUUCAGCUCAAACUGACCGUAGUCGACACCGUGGGGUUCGGAGACCAGAUCAACAAGGAGGAGAGCUUCAAACCCAUAGUGGACUACAUCGACACUCAGUUUGAGACCUACCUGCAGGAGGAGAUGAAGAUCAAACGUUCCCUGUUCGACUACCACGACACCAGGAUCCAUAUCUGUCUCUACUUCAUCGCCCCAACCGGACACUCUCUCAAAUCACUGGAUCUGGUCACCAUGAAGAAACUGGACAGCAAGGUAAACAUCAUCCCCAUCAUUGCCAAGGCAGACACCAUAUCUAAGAGCGAGCUGCACAAGUUCAAGAUCAAGAUCAUGUCAGAGUUGGUGAGCAACGGUGUUCAGAUACACCAGUUCCCUACUGAGGACGAGGCUGUCACCGAGAUCAACUCCUCCAUGAAUGCCCAUCUGCCCUUUGCUGUGGUGGGGAGUGUUGAGGAGGUUGAAGUGGGUAAUAAGAUGGUGAAAGCCAGACUGUACCCCUGGGGAACUGUACAGGUGGAGAACGAGAGCCACUGUGACUUUGUGAAGCUGAGAGAGAUGUUGCUGAGGGUGAACAUGGAAGACCUGAGAGAGCAGACUCACGCCAGACACUACGAGCUCUACAGACGCUGCAAACUGGAGGAGAUGGGAUUUACAGAUACAGACCCUAACAACAAACCCUUUAGUCUGCAGGAGACGUAUGAGGCCAAGAGGAAAGAGUUCCUGGGGGACCUGCAGCAUCACGAGGACGACAUGAGACAGAUGUUUGUCCACAAGGUGAAGGAGACCGAGGCAGAGCUGAAAGUAAAGGAGAGGGAGCUCCAAGAGAGGUUUGAGCAGCUGAAGAGGAUGCAUCAGGAGGAGAAGAGGAAUCUGGAGGAGAAGAGGAGCGAUCUGGAGGAGGAUAUGAACGACUUCAACAGGAGGAAGGUGGCAGCUGAGACGCUGAUGGGUCAGUCUCUACAGGGAUCCUCACAACCGUUCAGAAAGGACAAGAAGAGCUUCUUUAGUCUUCCGUCUGCGUGCUCCCUAACAGCAGGAAGGAAUUUAAAUUAGAAGAAUGACUUUCUACUACGCCGAAAGGAUGGUUGUUCUAAUCUUCCCCGAUUUAACUAUUAACAAUCUAUUGAGCUUACUAUUUUUUUACAGCGUGAUUCAAAGCUUCAUUUUUGUAAAAAAUCCCUGUAAGUCCCAAAUGGCACCCUAUUCCCUAUGUCGUGCACUACUUUUGACCUAAGCCCCUGGUCAAAAGUAGUGCACUACAUAGGGAAUAGAGUGGCAUUUAGGACAGACCCCUUGCUGUGAUGUGCUCAUUAUUCCUGAACUCUUCAAGUGAUGUUCCUACCAACACCUGGUCCUGGAGUCUUCAAUGCAGUGCAGGCCAAGCUCAACAUAAUAUUAAACACGUUCUCUAAUACUUAGAAAGUAUACAGGCUAUCUAUAGGGCUAUAAAGUAGUGCACUAUAUAGGGAAUAGGGUUCCAUUUUGGAUGUAAACUUGGUUCAUAAAAAUAAAAGCUGAUGCUCUAAAGCUGUCAAACUCAACGUUGGACCUCAAAGCCAGUUCUACUGCAUUUUCUCCCCCAUUGACCACGUUUACAUGUGCACAGUGUUCUGGAUAAUAUAGCUCAUAUCCUGCUUAAGGUCUUAUUCGGGAUGAGCUAUUUACAUGCACAUUUUGGUAUCCCGCUCAUGAGCAUCCCUGAAUAAACUGAAUAUUCCUCAUUUAAUUAUACGGCGUAAAUGGAUUAGUAACUGAAAUAUAGAUUAUAACCUCAUGUAGUGUAAUAUAAUAUUAACUGAAAUAUAGACACUGAGUGUAAGAUUUUUUGUUAUUUAUUUUUUUAACCUUUAUUUAACUAGGCAAGUCAGUUAAGAACAAAUUCUUAUUUUCAAUGACGGCCUAGGAACAGUGGGUUAACUGCCUGUUCAGGGGCAGAACGACAGAUUUGUACCUUGCCAGCUCCGGGAUUUGAACUUUCAACCUUUCGGUUACUAGUCCAACACUCUAACCACUAGGCUACCCUGCCGACCCAUGUAGUGUAGUAUAAUAGUAACUCUUGCAGAAUUAUGAAUUUCUUGCAGUGAAAUUAUAGUGUUAUUAUAGAAAUUAAAGUGUUUUCUCCGACACAUUGGUGCGACUGGAUGCGCGCUGUGUUAAGAAGCAGUGCGGCUUGGUUGGGUUGUGUAUCGGAGGACGCAUGACUUUCAACAUUCGUCUCUCCCGAGCCGUACGGGAGUUGUAGCGAUGAGACAAGAUAGUAGCUACUAACAAUUGGAUACCAUGAAAAAGGGGAGAAAAAAGGGGUAAAAAAAGUCUGUCAUUCCUUUUUAAUCGUUGUCAUAUGAAGAGA
Messenger RNA from Oncorhynchus masou masou (cherry salmon), 2872 nucleotides. RefSeq names its product septin-8-A-like. Lineage: Eukaryota; Metazoa; Chordata; Actinopteri; Salmoniformes; Salmonidae. Gene Ontology annotation, biological process: cytoskeleton-dependent cytokinesis; intracellular protein localization. Gene Ontology annotation, cellular component: septin ring; cell division site; septin complex. The coding region runs from base 250 to 1575 and encodes 441 amino acids. The record is from RefSeq and is a predicted model, not a curated record. The transcript has 10 exons. Gene Ontology annotation, molecular function: GTPase activity; GTP binding; molecular adaptor activity.